Messenger RNA from Clunio marinus, 1202 nucleotides. The record is from the annotation of a GenBank genome assembly. NCBI's taxonomy places the organism in Eukaryota, Metazoa, Arthropoda, Insecta, Diptera, Chironomidae.
AGUAAAUGACUUUAAAUAUUUUAAAAUUAAGUUCUACUUUAUUCAGUACAGCAAGUGCAAAGAUUUACACCAGUAGUAGACGUUUGAAAACCGGCGGUUUUUGUCUACUUUUCACACGUCACUAACUUGAGCAAUCACUGUAAUGGUACAACGCGGACUGAAUACUCCACUAAAACUUUUUCGUAACAAAAUAAAUUGAUUGAAGCUCGAAUUCUAGAACUUUAUAUGUAGAAUUAUUUUACAUAGACGACCUUUAACAAAUGUCAAACAGUAAGCGUAUGAAGUAUGAGGGUCCUUCUACCAGACAAAUGGGGAACGAUACCAAGCUCGAUAAGGCUCCGUAUAUACCUGGAUUAACCAAAGAAAUAAUCCAAGGACAAAGAGGUUCCAUGCAAAAUUUUGAUGGCAUUCCACAAAUUUUAACAAUGGAGAAGGAUGAAGAUGGACGAAUAAUUAAUGCAAAUUGGUCAGUUAAAGGCACCUCAACUUACAUUCUUACAUUGAAAUGUAAAAAUUUACAAAACAUUCAACCCUCGUAUUUCAAAUGGGAUAAUUUCGUCAUAACUUGCUCAUGUCCUUAUGGCAAGAAGAGAAAAGAAUUGAUUUGCCAGCAUGGAUAUAAAUGUUUAACAACCGUUGUAGAUACAACUUUAGAAGCUGAAGAAAAGAAGAUCGCUGAAGAAAAACGUAAAAAAUUGGAAAAAAUUGCUAAAGAAGAAGCUGAAAAAGAAGCAAAAAUUGCUGAAGAAAAAGCUAAAAAGGAAAACAAACUUGCCAAAGAACAGGAAUUAGCAUUACCUGGAGAAAGAGAUAGAAUUUUACGUGGCCUCGAAACAAUUGAACGAUAUAUCAACUUGAAGGAAUUUGUUUUGGAAAAGUGUAAUGAAAGUGUUGAAUCAUUGGAACAUCUUUCAAAAUUAUUUCCUCAAUCUUUAAUGCCCAAAAUUAGUGACUUGACAACGAAAUGUGAACGAUGUGGAAUGUUUUUUGCUCCAGCUUACAAUACCGACAAAAGUUGUCAAAUGGAUCAUCCAAAUGAUUGUCUGCAAUUCAUCGAAAAAUAUGAAUAUGAAUGCAUACGAUGUCUCAACGCUUUUUAUCAGGGAAGAAAACGCAAAGUUUUGUGUUUUGUAGGUACACACACAAUUGAUAAGGAACUUGUUGAAGACGAAGAAUGGGAUCAAAUUGCCGACGGUUGUUAA